ACCCCAUACCCAAGUCGGAGGCAGAGCCUGCGGGUGGCGCUUCUCAGGAACACUGGCCCUGCUACCAGAGCCCCAGGAGCCCCCAUGAGUGCGGACGAAGGAAGUCCUGGAUAGCGAGGCCCUGGCUGGCCCAGGGGUGGACAUUCCACCAUGCCACCCAUUCUCCAGCGCCUGCAGCAGGCCACCAAGAUGAGCCGCAGGAAAAUCCUGCUGCUGGUGCUAGGGUGCAGCACCGUAACCCUCCUCAUCCACCAGGGGACGCAGCUCAGCUGGUACCCCAAGCUGUUCCCCCUGAGCUGCCCACCCCUGCGGGACCCACCAUCGCGUCCCAAGCACAUGACCGUGGCCUUCCUGAAGACGCACAAGACGGCGGGCACGACGGUGCAGAACAUCCUGUUCCGCUUUGCCGAGCGUCACAACCUGACGGUGGCCCUGCCGCACCCGAGCUGUGAGCACCAGUUCUGCUACCCGCGCAACUUCUCUGCGCACUUCGUGCACCCGGCCACGCGGCCGCCGCACGUGCUGGCCAGCCACCUGCGCUUCGACCGCGCGGAGCUCCAGCGCCUCAUGCCGCCCGGCACCGUCUACGUCACCAUCCUGCGCGAGCCGGCCGCCAUGUUCGAGUCUCUCUUCAGCUACUACAACCAGUACUGCCCGGCCUUCCGGCGCGUGCCCAACGCAUCGCUCGAGGCCUUCCUGCGCGCGCCCGAGGCCUACUACCGCGCGGGCGAGCACUUCGCCAUGUUCGCGCACAACACGCUGGCCUACGACCUGGGCGGCGACAACGAGCGCAGCCCGCGCGACGACGCCGCCUACCUGGCGGGCCUCAUCCGCCAGGUGGAGGAGGUCUUCUCGCUGGUCAUGAUCGCCGAGUACUUCGACGAGUCGCUGGUGCUGCUGCGGCGCCUGCUGGCCUGGGACCUGGACGACGUGCUCUACGCCAAGCUCAACGCGCGCGCCGCCGGCUCCCGCCUGGCCGCCAUCCCCGCAGCGCUGGCGCGGGGGCGAAUCCCCCGCCUCGGCCCUUCCGAGUGCUGCCCCGCGGCCCCCAGGGUCCCUGAGUUCCGCCCGCCUUCUCGGAGUUUGAGUCCUCCUGCCCUGCCCUCCCAGGAGUCCAGCCUGGGGCCGCAUCCAGCUCCCGCCCCAUCAGGGCCCUUUCUUCCAGAGGGGCUUGACCCCCUCACCGAACUUGGGGGUGCGUCUCCCUAUCUGAGCCCUCCUCCCUAG
Molecule: messenger RNA, 1227 nt
Organism: Galeopterus variegatus (Sunda flying lemur)
Lineage: Eukaryota; Metazoa; Chordata; Mammalia; Dermoptera; Cynocephalidae
Product: galactose-3-O-sulfotransferase 3-like
Exons: 3
Coding region: 151-1227 (358 amino acids)
Biological process (GO): glycolipid biosynthetic process
Cellular component (GO): membrane
Molecular function (GO): galactosylceramide sulfotransferase activity
Source: RefSeq, a predicted model, not a curated record